GCGAGACUCUCCAGUAAAUAUAGAAGGCUACUCCAAAGAACAUGUCCAAAAAACAUGAUAAUCAUUCACAGACUGCACUUGCACAUGAUCUUCAUCACUGGCAAAUGACUGAAUGCAGCUGCACAAUUUGUUUCAUUGAAUUAGGACAGCAGCACACAACAGACUCCUGCAAGAAUUUGAUGAUUGUAAGGGGAAAAAAAGAGAUAAAGAAUGGUGCAACUGAAAACACUGAAUGAACUGGCCCAGCUGAGAGACUCCAGGUUUGGUCAGCCAUAUCCCAGACAUGGCCUCAACUUGCUGUGGUGGUUUGCCAAAAAAUGUGUUUACAUUGAUAAAAAGGGCUGUAUGAUUGCACAGUGCAACCCAGAAAAUGGAGAUUUUGGCUUCCACAGAUUCCAUAAUACAGAUGGACUUCUUCCUAGUUCUAGCCUACCAUAUUAUGAAGUGGGCAACUUGAACACCCCUGGCAGACUACCUCAUUAUGUCAAAAGAAAUUAUUACCACUGUUAUUCAGAUGACAGCAACACCGACCGCAUCAUUGUUUCCCUUAUUUCAAGCAGAAAUGGUGAAGUCAAAUAUUUUGACAAGAUUUAUGUGACUCGGCAUUCAGAUCAGGUGCAUUUUGAGCACAAUCGCACUUACCUCAUCAGCAGAGGUCUCAUAAAGAUCAUUGAAAACUUUGAAAGCAGGGGCGAAUUUCUCAGUAAAACAGUGGACAACCAGAGAUAUGAUCCAGAGGCCGUUCUGCAGCCUGAAUCCUUCAGAAAUAAAAAAAAUUCAACAGAAAGCAGACCAUUUCAGAGUCAGAACUUGCAACAGUCAUCAAAUCACACCACAUUGAAAACCAUUGGAGGAUGCUGUGGUCUGUUUUGCUGGUCUGCACUGCUAAUCGUUCUUUUUCUAAUUUAUCACUUUAGAAUUUAAUUCCUUUGUAAAAUUAUAAUAAAUCCCCUUUGGUAACACUUUACAAUAUGGGUGCAUUAAUAAGCAUUCAUUCAUGCUUAACUAAUGCACAGAUAAUAUUGAGUUAAUAUGACUUAUGAUUAACUAAGCCAUUCAUUAAUGAUUGCCACAUCAGCAACUAAUAAAGAGUCUGUCUGAUUAAUAUAUUAAGUCAUAUAUGAAUUGCUAUUAAUUAAAUGUGUCAUUGUGGAUUAAUUCCCUAACAACUUCUUAUAUGAACUAAUAGUGUUAAUUAAUGUGUUAAUUACCACAAUGACCAGAAGCCAUGUAUUUGAACUUCCACCCAAUACGGGUGCACUAAUAUGCAUUAAUACAUGCUUAAUUAAUGCAUUAUUACUGCAAAUUCAUGUGUUAAUUACUAGGGCUGACACGAUUAGUCAACGUUAUCGACAACAUCGACAAUAAAAAAUUGUCGACAAAAAUUUCCGUUGUCGAAUAGUCAUUUGAUCUUAACGUAACAUAAGAUCACAUGAAACUCUAAUGAUUGCACACAAGAGCAGCACUGCAGCUCGCGCCUGACUGAGGAGAAGAAGAAAACACAUCUCACAGUCCAGACGCACUCUCAACUUUCCAAACAGCUUCAGGUGAUGUAGAUCGCAAAGUAUGAGGGAAUUAUAAUGCAAAAAUACAAAAUAAGUAAAUACAGAAGCACUCUUGUUGUGGAAUAAGCAGAGCUGGAGCUGACACUCAGCUUAAGCAAAACUUGCUUGUCAAGUGUCUUUAAAGGAAACACCCCAGCGUUACAUCUUUAAUGCAGUUCUAUUUAAUGUGUUACAGCUUUAUUAAAGUUAAAAUAAUAAGGAAACUGGCAUUUCUCUGUGCAGUCAGCACCUCUUCUAUGAGUUGCGCAAAGUGUCCUGAUCUAAGGGGGAGAGAUUGAAGCUGCACCCGGCUGAUGUACACUCUGUCGCGGGGACGCUCAUCCCUCGAGUGCACGCGCUUAAUGCAUCUAGAUUAUAACGCAACUUAAUGAAUCAUAAUAUAUGUCACUGUGUAUUUCUUAUCGUGAAGAAAAUUGGCAAAACGCAGCUUUAUUAAUAAGAGAGAGUUUGUUUUUUUGUGAGUUAAAGAUGGAUUGAAGUGAACAAAAAGAUGAGAGAGGGUAGUCUUCGCCCCAUUAUACCCUCGCCCUGCAGAUUAUUGGUUCCACGUUCACUGUGGGGGAGGCGGAUGCCGAGCCAGAGUUCCACGACAUGGCCGCUGAGACAGAGUGCCACGACAUGGCCGCCGAGCCAGAGUUCCACAUCAUGGCCGCCGAGUCAGACGUGGCCGCCGAGCCAGACAUGGCCGCUGAGCCAGAGUUCCACGUCAUGGCCGCCGAGCCAGAGUUCCACUUCAUAACCGCCGAGCCAGAGUUCCACGACAUGGCCGCCGAGCCAGAGUUCCACGACAUGGUUGCCGAGCCAGAGUUCCACGUCAUGGCCGCCGAGCCAGAGGUCCACGUCAUGGCCGCCGAGCCAGAGGUCCACAUCAUGGCCGCCAAGCCAGAGGCGGUCAUGCCCUCAGCCUGCUUCAUGCCAUGUCACAGCAUGGCCUGUCGAUCACUCGACAUCGCCUCGGCUCUGCAUUCCCUCAGCUCCACUGCGGUUCUUCAGCCUGUCGGCUUUGCCAGGGUCCCCCGUCCCACCUGCUCCUCCUUGGACUGUCGGUCACCUGGCUCCGCCUUGGCUCUCCGAUCCUCUGGCUGCGCCUCGUCCCUCCGAUCCAUCAGCUCCACCUGGGACCUCCUUCCCUAUGGCUCCACCUUGGUCCUCCCUGCCAUCGGCUCCACCCUGGCCCUUUGAGUCUUCGGCUACUCUCUGGGUACCAAGUUCCCUGGUGUCGCCCUUCAAGUCUCUCAUUGACUCUGCCCUGGUCCCAUGCCCCACGCCCUGUCACGCCAGGCCACACCCCACGCCAUGCCCUUCCAAGCUACGUUUCAAGACACACCACCCCCCCCCCCCAGCUCCCUACAGACCUUUGUGUUGAUUCAUGUUUUAUGUGUUUGUUCAUGUGUUGGGGCAUCAGGAGCCGCCCCUUAGUGGGGGGGAUAUGUCACGUGUAUUUUGUUGAUUCAUGUUUUUUUUUAUUUUGUAAAGUUUAGUUCCUGUUUCAUGUCAUGUGUUCCUGGUCAUGUGAUGUACUGUUUUCCCUCCAUGUUCAUGUGUCUUGUUUUCAUUGGUUCAUUGUUUGAUUAUCUUGUUUAGAGUUCUGUUUGUUCAUUGGUUUAUGUUCUCCCAUGUCCAAGUAUUUAAGCCCUCAUGUUUUCUAUUGUUGAUUGAGGUAUUGUGUGAAUGUAACUUUGUUAGAUAGUUCAUGUCAAGUUUAAGUCUAGUCAAGUCAAGUUCAUGUUUAUGUUUAUUUUCCAUGUUUGUAGUUAGGGUUUUGUGGAUAUCAAGACACAUAUGUAUAUGUGAUAUUUUGUAUAACUCUUUUUUACAAAAUGUCAAUGUCAAUGUUUUUGGAAACCGAUGUUAAAUAAACAGCUUUUAUAAAGUCCAA
Messenger RNA from Myxocyprinus asiaticus (Chinese sucker), 3444 nucleotides. RefSeq lists its product as uncharacterized. Bases 211 to 924 code for a protein of 237 amino acids. Lineage: Eukaryota; Metazoa; Chordata; Actinopteri; Cypriniformes; Catostomidae. The transcript is spliced from 4 exons. The record is from RefSeq and is a predicted model, not a curated record.